This is a messenger RNA of Aspergillus fumigatus Af293, 1197 nucleotides long. RefSeq lists its product as uncharacterized. The record is from RefSeq and is a predicted model, not a curated record. NCBI's taxonomy places the organism in Eukaryota, Fungi, Ascomycota, Eurotiomycetes, Eurotiales, Aspergillaceae. The transcript is spliced from 3 exons. Bases 1 to 1197 code for a protein of 398 amino acids.
AUGACUACCCUCCCUGAGUCUAAAAUGUCAACGACUAGAUAUACUAUGUGGUACUGGUAUGACCAGAGCUGCGCCUUCAAGACAGAAGAUCCCAAUUUCAGUCUUAACCAGCUCUCGAAGCUCGUCAAUGCCGUACAAAAGGAGGUGAAUGACGAAACACUUGUGCUUCCUUCUCAAGGCCCCGCCCGUCCUCGCCAGAUGGAGGUGGCUGUAUUCUUUCCGACCAGUGACGCGGAUCAAGGCCGGUUCAGCCGUGAGACUGGGACAGAGCUUAUCAAUCGCAAAGCUCGCGAGCUGAAGCUCCCUUGCAGCGAUUUCGUGUCCCAGAGUGUUGAGAAUGUGCGCAGUUUUACCAGGCAGGAGAUAGAGCGGGUCUUCAGCUUUGCGAAGCUUCCACCCAAUUUGAUUAAGGAAGCCUCCGAGAAGAUCCCUUCCGGCCAGUCGCACUCUGAGCCUUGCAAAAGAGAUGGAAGCAAAGCUCAGGGGGUCCCCCUUGAUGCCCAAACAAAAACUAGCUGGGUGACUUUGAUCUUGGUUUCUGCGGGUCUAGUUUAUAUUGCGAAAAGUGCUGCGUCUAUAGGGGCAGUCUACGAGUCUGGUAGUGCAAUAGUGGCCUUGAUAUGCAUAGGCGUCAACUAUGGCGCACUCACGGCCGGGUCGAUUAUGACGCUCAUCGCCCCGUGGGUCGCUGGGGCGCUCCUCCUCAUCGUCAAUGUCAUGUUUGUGGCCAAUGACACCGACGAUGCCGUUAGUGCCAGCGCCGAGGACAUUGCCAAUGGCGAGAGAACGACAAAAACAGCCUAUAUGCCUCCAGCCACGCAUGCAGUCACACGUGGAAAGGAUGUAGUGCACGACGAUAAUGACAUGAUAAGCGUGGGGGUGUAUGUUUACUCGAAGAAAAAGGUCCUGGGGCGAAAUUUUAGUUUUUUUUUUGGCUCACUUGUCGGCAUCCCUUUUCGAUUUACCAGAGAAGGUGGCCAAUUCUCGGUUGGCAUGGAUUGCCCGAACAGUUUCUUCGGCGGCACGAAUAGUGUCAGGGUUGUGCCGUGGUAUGACCCCAGUGGAGUGGCCAAGCGAGCAAUGGACAGUCACACGCAGAGCGAGGAGCUAUCUGUCAGUCCUUGGAAAGUUUCUGUGCAUCGGUCAGACAACGGACCGAUCAACUGGGUGUUCUGUCACGCAGGUCCGACGACCUAG